Messenger RNA from Mesorhabditis belari, 954 nucleotides. Lineage: Eukaryota; Metazoa; Nematoda; Chromadorea; Rhabditida; Rhabditidae. The record is from the annotation of a GenBank genome assembly.
AUGAUUUCCCCGAAAAAUGACCCGAUGACUACCAGUGAUUUGUCGCUGAGUGACGAGGAAACAGACUUUCAUUCAAAUUCCCAAGACAAUACAAACACAACAGGAAAAUCUCGUUCCCCUAGCUUUGGCUAUGAAUCAUUGGGCGAAGAGGAUGAAAUAUUCGAUGAUUACUGUAACCCGUCGACAUCGAAAGAGAUUCAGUCAGACGAUUUCUCUUUAUCCCCAUUUUUGCAGUAUUUUUUGGCGGGUGUCUGCGAUUUGAGGCCGAAUCAAGAUGAGUACUCGCAUGUGCGAUUUGGGUUGCGACACGCGCAGAGCCAAGAAGUGCGAGAUUUGUUGGAGAAAAUCGAAAAACAGGAUCUUCGAAUCGAUGAACUCGCCGAAAUCCAUCCAAAUGCCAUUGUUACCGUAGUUAAAGAACUCCUCCUCUCUCUACCUCCAAUUUUCGCUCAUGAAGAAUUUUUAUGUCUGCCCGUCGAUUGUUCAGCCGAGUUGGCGUUGUGCUACUUGACGACUCUCAUUGACGGCCUCUCGUCGGAGCAACGCCAGUUAGCGUUUUUAGCGUCAAAAGCCAUCGCUCGUUUGAUUCACGUUGGUGGGAGUACGACGGCCGCUUUGACAGAUGCUGUCAUUCUCUACACUCCAUGCCUUUUCCCAUUGUGCUCAUCAAGGUGUCCAUCGUUUUUGAGAGCCUCUCGAGCAACUCUAUUGUUGAUUGAAAGCUCCGAGUCAUUGUUUGCACCUUAUAUCACGCAUGACCAAUUUUAUACAGAACUAUUUGGUCGAUUGAAUCGUUUACACGAAUCGAUUCUCUCCGACUCUGACGACGAGGAGACUUCAGAGGAAAGUAGUGGAGACUCAGGAGAAAGCUGCGGGAAUCGAUCUGAUCUGAGUCUACGCGAUGACUGCAUGAAACGCGCCCAGAGUUACUACAUGCUCACCUAUGAAUCUGAG